Vombatus ursinus (common wombat) is the source of this 3464-nucleotide messenger RNA. RefSeq names its product src kinase associated phosphoprotein 2 (gene SKAP2). The transcript is spliced from 13 exons. The coding region runs from base 89 to 1162 and encodes 357 amino acids. Gene Ontology annotation, cellular component: cytoplasm; plasma membrane. NCBI's taxonomy places the organism in Eukaryota, Metazoa, Chordata, Mammalia, Diprotodontia, Vombatidae. Gene Ontology annotation, molecular function: protein binding. The record is from RefSeq and is a predicted model, not a curated record.
UCCUCGUUGAGAGGCAGCUCGGGCCAGGCGGGCAGGCAGGCCGGCGGGCACGCUCUCUGUCCGUCUGUCCGUCCGUCCAGUCCCGACCAUGCUCCAGGUCGGCAGCGCGUCCUCUCCCGGAGCCGUCCCCGACGACGUGCGGAGCCUGCUGGCAGAUCUUGAGACAUUUGUAGCAGAAACACUCAGAGGGGAAAAUUUAUCCAAGAAAGCAAAGGAAAAGAGAGAAUCCCUUAUUAAGAAGAUAAAAGAUGUAAAGUCUGCCUAUCCUCAAGACUUCCAAGACAAAGUUGAUAUAGACGAUGGAGAAGAAUAUGAUGAUCCUUUCCCAGGGCCUCCAGAUACGCUCUCCCAAACAUCCGACCGCUGUGAAAAAGACGACGAGGCACCCUCUGAUGGAAACCAGUUCCCUCCAAUUGCAGCACAGGACCUUCCAUUUGUUCUGAAGGCCGGUUACCUUGAGAAGCGGAGAAAAGAUCACAGCUUCCUGGGAUUUGAAUGGCAGAAGCGUUGGUGUGCUCUUAGCAAAACAGUUUUCUAUUAUUACGGAAGUGACAAAGACAAACAACAGAAAGGUGAAUUUGCUAUAGAUGGAUACAACGUCAGAAUGAAUAAUACCCUUAGGAAAGAUGCAAAGAAAGAUUGCUGUUUUGAAAUCUCAGCUCCUGAUAAACGCAUCUAUCAGUUCACAGCGGCCACUCCCCGAGACGCUGAGGAAUGGGUCCAGCACCUGAAAUUUGUGUUACAAGACCUGGAAUCUGAUGUCAUUCCUGAGGACGACGAUGAAAGGGGAGAGGUGUACGACGACGUUGACCCCGGGCCCACGAUCACAAAUCCCCCAGCAAAUGGCCAGCCGAGUGACGACGAAAUUUACGAAGUGCUUCCAGAAGAUGAAGAUGACAGUUCUUACAAGAUGGAGGAGCCCAAGCAGAUGAAUGAAGAGGUCACUCACACUCCAGCAGAUAAAAGCACUGAUUAUGCUAAUUUUUACCAAGGUCUAUGGGACUGCACAGGGGCUGUUCCUGACGAGUUGUCAUUUAAACGUGGCGACGUUAUCUACAUUCUCAGCAAGGACUACAAUAGAUUUGGCUGGUGGGUAGGAGAAAUGAAGGGAACCAUUGGCUUGGUGCCUAAAGCCUACAUAAUGGAGAUGUAUGAUAUUUGAGAGUCCUGGCGAAUCCUAACAUUUAAAAGUCAAGAAAGAAGUUGGAGCUUGAGUUUUCGUUUGAGCCUGAGAGACGCCGUGGAUUUGGCGAGAUCACCCAAGCAUCGAGUGAUGACUUCUCUUCUUUCUUCAUGUUGCAGAAAGUCAUCACUCUCCCCUUUCCAUUCAUCCUUGCCUGUAAUUUUAUACAAUGCUCCUUUACAAUGUUUUAAUGAUCAUAAAUUAAAGGAAAGUUAUGCAUAGCAAUCUGGUACAAGCCACAAAGUGAUUAGACUUGUUGCUGUUUUGCGUGAGAAGCAAUCGUACUUUUCAUUUAUUCAGCUGCUUUGUGUGAAUCCAGUCAUUUGGCUUUCUGGAAGAACCCAGCACUGUUUCUCAAAAGUCAAAUGACCGUUCUUAUCAGGGGUCUUGUAAUGCCCAUUACUCAGAAGAAGUGAAGUUUUGUGGCCGCGAUGUCUAAUUUCACCGACAUUUCCAUUUAAUAUAUCUUAAUGAGGCAAGUUUUAAAGCAGGCCCUCUGCAUGCAGAGAAUGUGUUAAAGCACUGGCGGUGAUUUAUUUUGGUAUUUCACGUAGUAUUGACCUUUUAUCAUGAAAGAAUUUAUGCCUUAUUGGCAAAUUUACAUCAUAUUAAAUGUGACCACAAGAAGGAAAAAUACUGGAAUGGAAAAGCACAACGUCCCGUCAGCUUCUAUGAGAUGUGUUGUUGGGUGAAAACCCAAAGCCCUUUGUCAUUAAAAACCAUUUGGGUUAUUUGCAUAGACAUUGGGGCCGCAUCAUUAUUGAAUGUGCUCCACCCCAUUUACUAGAAGGGCUCCCACUGCCAUCAUGGGAAAGAAAGAAGUGGGUCAUUUUAAACUUAGCCUGGGAGCUCAUUGCUAGAUGAUGAAAGGCAGAGUUGUUUGGAGCUGGACAGAGCCUCUGGUAUCACCUAAUCCAGUCCCCCCACUUUAUCAGUGAGAAAAGAAGUGAAAACUUCUGGAACAUUCAUUCACCAGCAGGUAAAUCUGUGGUGGUGGGGGAGUGAUGGCCUGCUGCCCUCCUUUGGAGAUAGGGGUUUUAAAUGCCCCUGAAUUCUGAUGGGGUUGGAAGAGUCUUACCAGCGAAUCUUUAAGUUAGACACCACCUCCCUGGGCUUUCAUUCCUGUACUCCCAGGGAGUUGUGGACUUAAAGCAGCCUUUCCCCUGCCUUCUCCCUUUUUAAACAAUACAAAAAUAUUUACAAAAAUGACAGGAUUUGGCAAUAUCGAAACUGCUGGGAGUAUUUCAUCUUCAUCCUCUCAUCACCGUGAAAUUGGCAAACUCGUGUCAGUGAUCAAACUCUUUCAUUAAUUUCACACACAAAAAAUAACAAAGAUUAAAUAGCCCUUCCACUAUAAUUUAGAAAAAAUUGACAUCUUAGUCUUAAAAAAAAAAAAGUCAGAUACAUUUGAGCAUCUAAACCAAAUUAACAAAAUUAGGUGACCUUGGCCUGGAGAGAAACUUCCCAUGUCACGAGGCAAAGCAAACUUGAUUUUCCAAGUUAAGUUGCUAAAAAGAGAGAAAUACCAAUGCAGAGGGAGGCUGGUGGGUUUGGGUUCUGGGAAGCUUUCCGCAUUGCCACAUUGGGCCAGUAGAUGGCAGCAGAUUUUCAUCACAUGGGGAACCAUUUUGAAACCCUUCCCCCACCUGGGCUACAGUCAUCUCUAAUUUCAAACAUUUGGAGAUUUCCUUCCUCUUUUUUUUUUUUCUUUUACUGUUAAUCCAGGAGAGGGAGUCCUUUGCCAACCGAUGAAUAACAAUGUCUGUCCAGACAUCCUCCCAUUAAUGGUGGCGCGAAGGGCUCCAGCGGCCAUUGCCUUUUUCCUGGGGAUCUUUGGGGAAGGGUGAAGAACGGUGAUGCCACUAUUUACAGAAAGAAUCAUGGUCACGAUGCCCCUUUCGUUACAUGCUUAGGUCUAAGCAAUGUAUGUGUACUUGAUGAAAUCAUUUGUAAGUCCUAGGAAAAAGUUUCCUUGACACCCUUGACAAUAUCACGCACCCAAGUCCAACAUAAUAUCAUUAAUGUGAUUUUAAGCAACGUGGAUUAGAAAAUAUGCUAAUUGCCAUGUCUCGUUAUGUUUGCUUCACUUUUAUUUGUUUUUCUAUGAACAUUUAGAGAACCAAUUUUUUUCAAAGGUGAUUGUAAGUCAUAUUUUAUAUAGCAUUUUGCUUGAUUAUUUGCUCUGCACUGAAUUUGUACGCUGUUGCCAUUAGAUCUUACAAUAAUGUUCCACUCUGCAAAUUUUUAAGGUUCAAAUAAAGUUUAAUUGUUUGCAAACUGU